Gasterosteus aculeatus aculeatus (three-spined stickleback) is the source of this 5247-nucleotide messenger RNA. It is a transcript of the gene marchf8, whose product is annotated as membrane-associated ring finger (C3HC4) 8. NCBI's taxonomy places the organism in Eukaryota, Metazoa, Chordata, Actinopteri, Perciformes, Gasterosteidae. The record is from RefSeq and is a predicted model, not a curated record. Gene Ontology annotation, molecular function: zinc ion binding.
CUUUUUUUUCCCCUCGUUGACUUCAUCCUAACGCGGAAGUCGGUGACGCACCGCUACACACAGCUGCUCAGCGGGGGCCACGAGAUCAGCAGCGCGGCGUCAUUCGGGCCCGAACGCAGCGGUGAGUGAGUGAGUGUCCGCUCGCUUCUGUUCGCUGCAAAACGUGGAGGAACGUUUGGCUCGACGCGGCUCGUCCUCCGUCUCCGCUUUACUAAACCCGACUGGAGGCGGACUGAGGGCAGAGCGGGCAAGGUGUCGCAAUUCAGACCAUCAUGCCCUUUGCUCUGGCAGCUGGACAGGAAGUGUGUGUGUGAGCGUCCCUGGUUGGCUCUGCUGGGAUGAACAUGCCACUGCACCAGAUCUCUGUCAUCCCCCGUGAUGUCACCUCAUCGCGGGUGUCCGGCAGCGGGAAAGCUAAGGACAAGGACAAGCAGAAUGAGAAGCCUCUGGGUCAUUCAGCAAGCAGGUCCAGCAAUAUAUCAAAGGCGGGGAGUCCGACCUCGGUCAACGCUCCAUGCAGUUUCUCCAGGACGUCGGUUUCUCCCUCCAGCCAGGACAUUUGCAGCUGCCCGGUUCAGGACUGUCAGAGGCAGACUGCGGUGGUUCUGUUGAGCUCAAACGGUAAAACCUGUCGCGGUUCAGGAGGUCGGUCGGUCGCCACUCUGUGCGCAGACGCCCUGCCGGCCUCUAAGCACGCCAAACAACGAGACUGGCUCUCCCUGCUGCGCCCGUCCUCCGUCAACCUCCACCCCAGCGGGGCGCUCCGCUUCUCCGCGUCACUCAAUGACGUGGGCCAGCGCGUGGACAGCCUGUGUCGCGGGCUGCACUUUAUAGACCGCGCCUGCUCCGAGGGAGAACUGGAGCUGAAGUCCGAGCCCCCUCGGCCCACCGGCUCGAAGCGCGCGGCGCACACACCCAGCGGCGAGCUGGCCGCGGCACCCGCACGCCAGAUCCCCGGUCCCACCUCCUCGACAUGUACCCGCCCCCACCUCGUCCCCGCCUUCAGCAGCAGCAGCAGCAGCAGCAACAACUACAAAAGCGCGCUGGGGACCCCCACCGCCAAUGAUCUCCCGUCUGCGCCUGCCGCCAUCGCCCCUCCUCCUCCUUCCAACAGCCUUCUCCUGCCUCACCCCUCUCCGAGCGCCAACUUCCUGCGUCUCCUCCUCCCCUUCUCCCGAUCCUCUACCUCGGCCAGCCUGCAGUGCUCCGAGCUGGGCAGCUAUGAGUCCCACCUCCACGGCACCAAGUCCUCCAGCGUCAUGCUGGAAGGCAGCGAGUCCGGGUUCCACGUCGAAGACCUACUGGGAGACGACGACGUGUUCGAGGAGGACCGGCUCAGUGCAGCUCCGAUGAGAAGCGGCCGGCGGGACUCUCCAAAAGCAGUCACCGGGGCCGGAACCGGGCCUCUUGUAGCCCCCCUGUGCUUUAUGGACGAGGAUGUCGACCUGGACUGCUGCCCGUCCCCUUUGUCAGAGAAAACCGCGCCACUGUCCCCCUAUUCGCUCUCUGGAGACUGGUGCAGGAUUUGUCACUGUGAAGGCGAUGAAGAGAGUCCCCUGAUCACUCCGUGCCACUGCACGGGAAGCCUGCGCUUCGUCCACCAGUCCUGUCUUCAACAAUGGAUCAAGAGCUCGGACACCCGCUGCUGUGAGCUCUGUAAAUAUGAGUUCAUCAUGGAGACCAAGCUCAAGCCACUGCGCAAGUGGGAGAAGCUACAGAUGACGGCGAGCGAGAGGCGGAAGAUCAUGUGUUCGGUUACCUUCCACGUCAUCGCCAUCACCUGCGUGGUGUGGUCUCUCUACGUCCUCAUCGACAGGACGGCGGAGGAAAUCAAACAAGCCGGCAGAAUCCCAGGACUCCUGGAGUGGCCUUUCUGGACCAAACUUGUGGUGGUGGCCAUCGGCUUUACGGGUGGGCUGGUGUUCAUGUACGUCCAGUGCAAAGUCUACAUACAUCUAUGGAGGAGGCUCAAGGCUUACAACCGGGUCAUAUACGUCCAGAACCGGCCAGACACGUGUAAAAAGCUGAUACUGGAGAAGCCGCCCCUCAUGGAGCCCAGUGUGGAGAACAAGGAAGCUCUGGUGCCAGCCCUGUCGGACACAAACUCCUCCCAGUACACAGAGACAGAGGACUACAGUAUGGACGUGCUCCAUGUCUGACCACUCGGUUCAUGCCAUCGGUUAACCUACUCACACUUUACACAAGGGCCGGCCUACAGGGAAGCUGUGACUGAGGAACGAACACCCACUCGACCCCUCACUCUGAUCCCAGACCCGCCGUCCUCCUCUGGGCAUCUUAUAUAUUCCAACACUUUUUCCAAGGAGAUGGACAGACAAUGGCGAUCUCCCUCCUAUCCACAUUCCUCCUCUCUUAUUCCUCCUUCCCUCCACCUGCACCCUGGAUCCUCGUCUCUCUCCCUUCCUAGGACCGGACAGCUUUUGCUGACCUCUAUAAAUGUCUGGAGAGGCCUGGAGCGUACAACUUUACACACUCGCGUCCGCACACUUAUUUGUACACCUCUGGGAGAGCAGGACUGAGACAAAUGGACUCACAAACAGCCCUGGAGGUCUACACAUUUCCGAUGCGUGAUUUCUUUGCCUGUGGGUUUGUUAGAUUUGUUCGUUUUGACCUCCCGUGAGUCUUCGGGCUAAACUGCCGUGGAUCAGUAUGUAGCGCCACCCAUUGGAUCUCUGGAACAUUGCAGCUACUGCCGUCUCUUUUUGCUGUGGUCUGUCUGCCCUGGAGCUGGUCCGGAUCCCACCAGGCCCUGAUCUGGACAUGCAUUAAAGCACUUUUGUUUUUUAGUUCCCACAACAGAUCCCUUACUUUUGCCCUUUUUGGGUUCAUUAAAGACUGUAUAUGUUGUACAUGCAGGAGAGCACAUUCAAACUUUAAACUCCUGUUUUGACAUUUCUUUAUACACACAUCUACAUUUAUUUCAAGCCUCCUGUGGAUGACAAAAAAGGAAUUGGGGGGAUAAAAAUAAAAUGGAAUCAUGCUUAAAGAAACAUCUGAGUGGUUUAAUCCAAUAUGACAUCAGACUCGAUGUUCUAAUGCAGAUAAUGGAAAAUCCAGCCACACGACUUCUGUACCCAACGAGGAUCUUUCUGAAGUCUUUGAGAAUGUAAACUUUUACUGUCAAAAAAACAAACAAAAAAAAAAAAAUACAAAAAGGAAAAAGCAAGAUUUUUAUUUUUACUAGUCACAGGGAAUUGGGAGAUAAUUUCCAUGUCUUGAUAACAUUGUCUUUAUGCCUCCUGGCAUAAACUGCACCGCUCAUGUUUUUCUAUCAUGCGAAUGACACCGUAUUUAAAGUGUGAUAUUCCAUGUGCAGUUUUUAAUAUGCUGAUUUGUUUGCUUGGUCGCAGGAAACGCCCUGGAAAAUUCCCAGCUGCUUAUUUUCAGUCAGUCCUCCCAUCAUUCAGGCAGUGCAUUGAUUGCUCCCAAGUAGGUGAUUUUGAUCCAAAAGCAGGCAGAUUGUACUCUUAUGUAUUUCAAUUUGAAGGUUGAAUUCAUUUCUGCUCCGCAGGACCCAGGGAUUUACAAUCCAUCCCUUUGGUACUUUAACCAGUUCACAUUCCAUCCUUAUUGAGCGUUUCAAGUUUCUUACUUUUGCCAGACUUUUUUAGUAUUUAAUCACAAUACUGCCAGCAUGUUGUCUCCUAUUCUUUGGAGUGUUUCUUCUUCUCACAUCUGGCCUCAUGUUGCUCAAACGAGACAAAUUGCUCCAACUUUUUGUUUUUUCAAUUUCCUAGAGGAAGCACAACUUAACUACUUAUUAUUUCAGCAUUCAUGGAGAUUUUGUAUCAAGUGCAACAAUUUAGGUUGUUGCAUUGAUGAACGAUCAGAUGCAAUGCAUGCAUGCAUGCCUGUGAUAUGUACAGUGUGCAUCUCACCUGCUGGCGAGAAGCUGAAGGUGCCGUAUGACGGAGGCAGCGGUCGGUAUCACAGCCAUGUGUUUUGGGGCUUACACUCAUUGUAAGUGCGUUGUGUAUGUGGGAGCACAGUGAUGCCAGGCUCAUGUUGAGCCCCUCAGCCAGUCCAGCGACACGCGCAUAAAAAAACAAAACAAAAUUAACUGUUUGAUACAAAUAUAGUGUCUGUGAACAACAAUGGUCCAACAACAUGUGUGACAAUUACUGCUCAGCAGCAGCAAUAACCGAACUCCGUGCUUUUGUCUUUUUGCAACAGUUCACACUGCACCUGUGUAUAUGCCCCACGGUGACUUGAGUCUGAUAUAAGUUCAAUACAUAAUACGAGCCGAAGGAGUUUUUGUGCGUCAAGUUGAAUUAAGACCUACUAAUGAAAAGCUUCUCUGAAACUUUGAUACCUGUGAGGCUCAGCGCAAAUAGACAGAUUAAAAAGUGCAAUUACCCUUUUGUUGAUACUAUAGUUAUGUAAUGGUGUUUAAUGUCCAGAUUGUCCUCUGGGUAUACAAUGAUUAUUUCUUCAUUUUGUGUUGUAUUUAUUUUGAAAAGAAAACCGUACCAUCAUUAGUAAUUUUAUGCAACUUACACUUUCUUUCCCAUGCGUUAAUGCCUAAACAUCACUUUUACUCUCUAUUUGGAAGUCCAGAUAUUAGAGUUGCAAAAAUCUUGAUUGUGAAUACCUGCUCUAUGGUCUUACUUUAUGAAAAGCUUGAUGAAUCUCAUCCAAAAUGUAUAGACAUAACCGCAGAAUCCCAUUCAAUUGUGUAAUCGUUUUCAAAUAGAAAACCUGGAGUAAUCAGAAAUAGUUUCCUUGAGAUGAAAGACAAAACAUGGACUGUGGUUUGGGAUUUUUUCUUUUCUUUUUUUCUUUCUACUCAUAGGAGCUGGCUCCUUUCAUGAAGUCCCAGACAGCAUUCGGGGCCACUUUCGGAUGCUUUUAUAUGCAGACAUGUUUCUCUCCAAUAGCAGCUUUUGCUUCUUUCUCUCAUGAACUGAUUUCUCCACGUUAUGAAUCCGAUUGAGCACAUUGUCUUGACCCUGCCGCUUACGUCUGAUCAUGUCUGGGAAUAGUGUAACUUGCAUAAAGCUACAUUUGUUUACUACUGACUGGACUUGAACAUAUAUGACUGUUCCCCUGUCUUAUGAUAUCAUUCCACAAGUUUGUCUGUGAGUUUACUUUGAAAUAGUAACAGUAAAUUUGUAAACGUACUUAUGUUUUUAAAAUAAAUAUUGUUGUGUUUUCAGUAUAAUUUCCCAUUAUUGAACAAAGUAUGUAGAAUUAAAAAGAACAACCAAAUAAAAAUGAAGUUACUUUUAA